Molecule: messenger RNA, 1797 nt
Organism: Silurus meridionalis
Lineage: Eukaryota; Metazoa; Chordata; Actinopteri; Siluriformes; Siluridae
Gene: prpf18
Product: PRP18 pre-mRNA processing factor 18 homolog (yeast)
Exons: 11
Coding region: 120-1181 (353 amino acids)
Biological process (GO): generation of catalytic spliceosome for second transesterification step; RNA splicing
Cellular component (GO): U2-type post-spliceosomal complex; U5 snRNP; U4/U6 x U5 tri-snRNP complex
Source: RefSeq, a predicted model, not a curated record
GGAAGCCAUUUAUCACAACUUCCUGUUGACUAGCUUCUAGCAGCGUGUGUAUAUUUUGUAUCUUAGGAAGUCUUUUUCUUAUGUUUAACAAGUAAAUCAUAGAAUCGCUCUUUGGGGAAAUGGACAUUCUGAAGGCGGAAAUUGCACGAAAGCGGAAGUUGAUGGAAGAGAAGGAGCUCGUGAAUAACACAAAGAAAUACUUCAAGCGGGCUGAUCUAGCCAAGAAGGAGGAGGAAGAAUACUACAAAAGGUGUGGAUACAAUGUUGCUCAUGAACAGCCUGUGACACAGUUGGAGAACAAGCAGCAGCAAGAGGAGACGGCUCCAUCUACAUCCUCCAACCCUGUGUUAGAACUGGAACUCAUUGAGGAGAAGUUACCCAUGACCCUCUCUCGACAGGAGGUGAUCCGCCGUCUGAGGGAGCGUGGAGAGCCAGUGCGUCUGUUCGGAGAGACCGAUUAUGAAGCCUUCCAGAGGCUUCGCAAGAUUGAGAUCCUCGCACCAGAAGUGAACAAGGGGUUGAGGAAUGAUCUGAAGGCUGCAAUGGACAAAAUAGAUCAGCAGUAUUUGAAUGAAAUUGUAGGAGGACAGGAGGCUGGGGAUCCAGACACACAGGAUGAUCUUAAAGUGCAUGAGGAAAACACUACCAUCGAGGAGCUGGAGGCUCUGGGUGAAUUGCUGGGUACCAGAAAUGAUAACAAAGAUAUGGACAUUAUAGAGAAAGUGAUGCGGUUCUUGCUGGGUGUUUGGGCUAAAGACCUGAAUAGCCGAGAGGACCAUAUUAAACGGAGCGUCCAGGGAAAACUGGCCAGCGCAACACAUAAACAGACCGAGUCUUAUCUAAAGCCUCUGUUCAGGAAACUGAACAAGAAGAUUUUAUCUCCAGACAUUAAGGAAUCCAUCACAGACAUCAUCAAGUUUAUGCUACAAAGGGAAUAUGUGAAGGCAAAUGAUGCUUACCUGCAGAUGGCGAUAGGGAACGCCCCAUGGCCCAUCGGGGUGACCAUGGUAGGAAUCCACGCACGUACCGGUCGAGAGAAAAUCUUCUCCAAACACGUCGCUCACGUUCUCAACGAUGAAACCCAAAGAAAAUACAUCCAGGGUCUGAAGAGGUUAAUGACCAUCUGCCAGAAGCAUUUCCCCACAGAUCCUUCAAAAUGUGUUGAAUACAAUGCUCUGUAACUGGACAAACACACACACACACACAAAAUGCUUGUUGUGUUGCUAUUUCUGUUGUAAAUAUAUUGAACAUAUUGUUAAAACAGCAGUCUGAAUUUACUAUAUCGCACCGAUCACGCAUAACUUCAUAACCUUGGUUAGCCUCGGCCACCCAUGACCCUGUCACCUCUUCACCACUGUUCCUUCCUUGGACCAUUAGUGAUUCUGACCCCUGCAGACCGAGAACAUCCCACAAGAGCUGCAGUUUUGGAGAUGCUCUGACCCAGUCGUCUAGACAUCACAAUCUGUUCCUUGACAAACUCAAUCAAAUCCUUACGCUCACCCAUUUUUACUGCUUCUAACACGUCAAAUUUGAGGACAAAACAUUCACUUGCUGCCUUAAUAAUCUUCCACCCAGUAACAGGUGCCAUGCUGAAGAGAUAAUCAGUGUUUUAUUCACUUCACCUGUCAUCAUUUUAUUGUCAUAAUGUUAUGCCUGAUCUGUGUGUGUGAUACGUUCUAGAAGUUUAUACCCAGUUUUUCGCCCUCAUGCCUGUAAAUAACCCUUUAAAUGGAGUUUUAUAUUUGUCAUAUUGUGACAGAAACAUAUAUACAUCUGUAUUCAGGAUCUGAGCCUUCA